This is a messenger RNA of Miscanthus lutarioriparius, 1632 nucleotides long. The record is from the annotation of a GenBank genome assembly. NCBI's taxonomy places the organism in Eukaryota, Viridiplantae, Streptophyta, Magnoliopsida, Poales, Poaceae.
AUGGAUAAGGGGAUCUUCACCAACGACGGCUCCUUCAUGGCGAGGUUCAAGCAGAUGCAGCAGGAGGCGCAGGAGAAGGAGAAGGCCGCUGCCGCCGCUGCCUCAUCGGCUCCCAAGCAUGCGAACCCAAAGCAGGGGUUUGCUCUUGCGGCGAACAAGAGGCCAAUCCAGCUGAAGAAGGCUGGUCCGGUAGCCUCGGCUGGUAAGCUGGCCUUUAGCCUCAAGAAGGCCAAAGUCGCGGUUGCACCUGUCUUCUCAGCCGAUGAUGAGGACGAGGAUGCCGUGGAUGUGGAGAGGGAGGAGCCCGCCAAGCGCCAGAAAUCUGUGCAAGCUGAUGCUCCUGCGGCAGCUGCCCCGGCCGGGGCUGUUGCCCCACCCCCACCAAAUGAUAUGACAGUGAGACAAGUCGCUGACAAAUUGGCAAGCUUUGUUGCCAAAAAUGGGAGACAGUUUGAGAAUAUCACACGGCAGAGGAAUCCUGGAGAUACACCAUUCAAGUUUCUAUUUGACAAACACUGUCCAGACUACAAAUAUUAUGAGUAUCAGCUUGCUGAAGAGGAAAAGGCUCUUGCUCAGUCACAGGAGGCUGAAGCAUCAAAAAGUGCUAACUCUGGCAUUGCAAGCUUCAAGGCACCAGGUGGUACACAUAGAAGCUCAUUUGAACAGAAGUCUAACUAUCAGACACCUGCAUCAGCUUUGUAUGGUGCAUAUGAGGGUAGUUCUUCCCAAGGAAGCUCUUCUAGUUACGGUGAUCAUAUGACUCCACCGUCAGAUCCUGUAGCAUUGAUGGAAUUCUAUGCAAAGAAGGCUGCACAGGAAGAACGGAAGCGGCCACCAAGGCAGUCGAAAGAUGAAAUGCCACCUCCUCCUUCUCUUCAAGGUCCUCCUAAGAAGGGACACCACAUGGGUGACUUCAUUCCUCCAGAAGAACUUGAAAAGUUCAUGGCACGCUGUAAUGAUGCUGCAGCACAAAAGGCUACCAAAGAAGCCGCCGAGAAGGCUAAGAUUCAGGCAGACAAUAUUGGGCACAAACUUCUAUCUAAGAUGGGUUGGAGGGAAGGUGAGGGUCUUGGUAGCGAGAGAAGAGGCCGUGCAGAUCCCAUUAUGGCUGGAGAUGUGAAGAAGGAUCAUCUUGGUGUUGGCGCGGUCCAGCCUGGUGCGGUCACCUCUGAAGAUGACAUCUACGAGCAAUACAAGAAGCGAAUGAUGCUUGGAUACCGCUAUAGGCCGAACCCUCUGAUGGGGGACAUUGAAGAAACAGUGGUGCAUCUGAAUGUUCAAGUGAAUGAGAAUGAAGUUGUAAAUGGGGAGAAUGCCAAGCAGGAUGAGCAGCAGCAGUCCAAGGAUGGAGAGGAGGUGGGAGAUGAGGAAAGCAAGAAAAGGAAGCCCAUGGUUCCAAGAUCAGAUGUUUGGGAACACUUCAGCAAGAUCAAACUUGAUAAUGGGGAGGAGAGAGCCAAGUGCAAGUACUGCGGCAAGCAACUCCGCUGUGACACAAAGUUAAAUGGUACGUCCUCCAUAAAGGCUCAUUUGAAAAUCUGCAAGAAGAAUCCUAACAAACCUGUAGUAGAUAAUCAAGAAAUUGGUGCCCUGGCCAUUUCUAAGGAUAGCACUACUGCUAUUACAUCUUGA